GUUAAACGUCAACCUACAGUAGUUUGCUUUUUUACUUGCUGGUCACUGCUUCGUUCUGCUUCACUGCUUGUGUACUGCUUUUACUAUAAAUAUCUGGUUUUAUUUGCUUUCGAUAAUAAUUAAUUAAGUUUGUCGCCUUGUUUAAAGUUCUCUAAAAAAAUAAAAAACAAUCUAAAUCAAUAUGCAAUCCAAAUACGCGUGUUUUUUAGUUGUAUGUCUCAGUUUUUGCUGCCAAUGCAUAAUCGCUGCCCAUCUGCCACCGCAAAGUCUAGAGAAUUCUUCGAGUUCUUUAACUGCUACUGUCAUAACCGACGACGACGAUAUAAACGCCAAAGAAACUCGGAUACUAGGUGAUGAUGAUUUUCAUUCAAGAAGACGACGUGCCCUCUCCGAUUGGCUAAUUGCACCGAACACGCGAUGGUGCGGUCGCGGAAAUACAGCUGGCAGCUAUAAUCAAUUGGGCGGCGCAUCAAGUGCGGAUAAAUGCUGUCGCAGACACGAUCAUUGCCAACAUAACAUUCCUGCCAUGGCCACUAAAUAUGAUCUCUUCAAUUACCGUCCCUUCACCGUCAGUCACUGUAGCUGUGAUCGUCGCUUCCACACAUGCCUCAAAAUGGCAAGCGACUCCGAUGCUAACAUGGUUGGAAAGUUGUUCUUCAAUGUUGUACAGAUACAGUGCUUCGUCUUGAAACCAGAAAAGGUGUGUCUGCAACGUUCGCCCGAAGGAGUAUGCGAAAAGGAAGGAAUAAAACACAAGGCCCAUCUCAAGGACAAUUUAGAUUUUUAAAAACGGAAGAGGUAGAAAAGCGUACGUUGUUUGCCGUUUAUAUAUUAGACUUUGUGUGCCAACUAUGUAACUCUACUAAGUUGUACUUAAUAUUGAAAGUAUCCAAUCUACCUAUCUAUGCCUAGAUACCUAUAAUUAGUUUUUUCUUAGUACAAACCAAUGAGCUAUUAAAAUAAUGUUAAAAGUUAACUACCUAUAACGGAUUUGUUAAAAAUGUUAGUUUAAAACAAAACAAAAGAGAAAAGUUAUGUAAGCCUUUGAACAAGGAUUUUAUGUCAAUGUAAAACAAAAAUACGAAUAAUUUUGUACUUAAACAAUUUUACUUUGGUAAAAAUAAUCCAAAAAAAGAAUCUUAUCUGCCGUAUUAAAGCAAUACCUAUACUUAAAAAAUUUAUAAAAAGCAUCAUAAUCAAAAUCGUAGGUCAUAAGUUAAUCCUAAGUAGUUAUAUAGAAAGUUCUGGCCAUGGGCUGGUGCUAAUGUGAUUUUUUCCUCUAUUUAUAGAACCACACAUAAUCGAAAAAUAUACUCAAAAAAUAAAAUAUAUACCCAAAAAAAAACCUCUA
This is a messenger RNA of Eupeodes corollae, 1351 nucleotides long. It is a transcript of the gene GIIIspla2, whose product is annotated as acidic phospholipase A2 PA4. Bases 182 to 787 code for a protein of 201 amino acids. Gene Ontology annotation, biological process: phospholipid metabolic process; arachidonate secretion. The transcript has a single exon. NCBI's taxonomy places the organism in Eukaryota, Metazoa, Arthropoda, Insecta, Diptera, Syrphidae. Gene Ontology annotation, molecular function: A2-type glycerophospholipase activity. The record is from RefSeq and is a predicted model, not a curated record.